UCCUAUCAGCAUUGGUCUCCGUCGCAAGCAGUCGAGCACAAAUAGCACCAGUGUUUUAUGUAACUUUUUCCCUCUUGACUUCACUGUUUCAUACGGAGUACUCAAUUUUUUCGGCUUUAGGGGUUCGGGAACAGUGGUGGAGUUAGGGAGUUAGUGGACGAGAGGAUGGAGCCACCGGUUGCUGAUGGCGGAGGCGACGGAGGAGGAGGAGGAGGAAGGAGGCAGCAACCUCAGCAGGCGGGUAUGGGGCAGAUGCUGACUGGAAUAAUUAGAAUGGCGGUUUUCUGGUACUUCGCAUCGAAGUUCUUCAGCCCCAAACGAGCCCCUUCCGAUCCCUCUGCCCAGAUCUCCAAUCUAUUUCAUAAGGGCGAGCCCAUGGAUAUGUGGUUAUACAUAUCAGAACAAGAAAAGUUCCAUGAAUUUGGCAGUGAAACAGCACUCAUUUGGCAUGAGACAAAUAUUCCUUAUGCUGUUUGGUCACCUGAAAGUACGAGAUCUCUCUCUUUGGAGUACGUUCCAACUGAGGCGUUGAAACACAAUGGGAGUCUUUAUGCUCAUGUUUUCUUUGCUCGCUCUGGGUAUCCUGCAGAUCCCAGUGAUCCAGAGUACCAGCCAUCAGCAACUUUUGGAAGGACACAUUCUGUUGUCACAUAUUUACCCAAGUCAAAGGCUGAUAAGAAAAAGAGCCUGUUAAGCAAUUCUGAAGAUCCUAAAGAUCAAUCAGAUGCACCCAAGGUAUUGGAAGAAGACCCUACUGACACCAAAGAGGAUGUCCCAAUUGAAUGGGUUUCAUAUUGGAAACCCAAUCUUACUAUCAAUUUGGUUGAUGAUUUCACUAGAUAUAAUCAGAAUGCAAUCCCACCAAAUAUUGCUCCUUUCAUGAACAUUGAUCCUACUACAGGAGACUACUAUCCUACUGUAUUCUUCAAUGAGUUUUGGUUACUUAGGAACAAGUUAAUACCCAUCAAUGAUACAGUAACAAAGUUGCCACUGCAUCUUGAGGUUAGUCCCAUAAGCAUGACAAAGUGGCAACUGUUCCUGCAAAUAGAUCAAUCUUUUCAGAUUCACCGGAGCUAUGGAAGCAUGAUUGAAGGCGAGUCUGAUGAACUGAAGAGGGUCUUUUUGGAAGGGAACCCAUACCUUCUUGUGGUUACAAUGGUUGUAUCACUGUUGCAUUCUGUGUUUGACUUCUUGGCGUUCAAGAAUGAUAUUCAGUUUUGGAACAAAAACAAGUCCAUGGAAGGUUUAUCUGCAAAAUCAGUUGUUGUGAACUUUAUUUCCCAGCUCAUUGUCUUCCUUUAUUUACUCGACAAUGAAACUUCAUGGAUGAUUCUUGCAAGUUCUGGUGUUGGUUGUUGCAUUGAGUUCUGGAAAAUAGGAAAGGCCAUGCACAUAGAGAUUGACAGGUCUGGUAAGAUACCUAUGCUGAGAUUCCGAGAUCGUGAAUCAUAUGCUGGGAACAAGACAAAAGAAUAUGAUGAUCUAGCCAUGAAGUAUUUGUCAUAUCUCCUCUUCUUAUUGGCUGGAUGCUUUUCAAUAUAUUCUCUAAUGUAUGAACGCCACAAGAGUUGGUACUCUUGGAUUCUCUCUUCCCUUACAAGCUGUGUUUAUAUGUUUGGUUUCAUCAUGAUGUGCCCUCAGUUAUUCAUUAACUAUAAGUUAAAGUCGGUUGCUCAUCUGCCUUGGAGGCAGAUGACCUACAAGUUCCUGAAUACAAUUAUUGACGAUCUCUUUGCAUUUGUGAUAAAGAUGCCUACAUUGCACCGCCUCUCCGUCUUUCGAGAUGAUUUGAUAUUUCUCAUAUACCUUUACCAAAGGUGGGUUUAUCCUGUGGAUAGAAAACGGGUUAACGAAUUCGGGUUUGGUGGCGAGGAAGAUGACAAGGCCACUAGUAGCACAGUCGUCACAGCACAGAAUGAAGAAGAAAAGAAAACUAACUGAUCCCACUCAUUUUGAUAGCUUAGCUCAUCCCAAACUUGUUCUAUUUUUGUUUUAGUUUUUGACUACUUUUGAAAGCAGAUAGUACGCGUGAAUGCGUGAUCGCCUUUAAUUUACUGGAGUGAGGCUUUUUUUUCAAUACAGGCUGGUUUUGUACUUUUAUACUACCGACUGACUGUAUAUUUACUCCCAACUAUGUGAAGAAGGUGGAAGGAAAUGGAUAAAGGUUUUUAAAUUUAGAUA
This is a messenger RNA of Cuscuta epithymum, 2181 nucleotides long. The record is from the annotation of a GenBank genome assembly. Lineage: Eukaryota; Viridiplantae; Streptophyta; Magnoliopsida; Solanales; Convolvulaceae.